This is a messenger RNA of Cornus florida, 3502 nucleotides long. RefSeq lists its product as uncharacterized. Gene Ontology annotation, molecular function: protein binding. Bases 361 to 3189 code for a protein of 942 amino acids. The transcript is spliced from 7 exons. Lineage: Eukaryota; Viridiplantae; Streptophyta; Magnoliopsida; Cornales; Cornaceae. The record is from RefSeq and is a predicted model, not a curated record.
AAUACCUAAUAUCUUACGAAAAUAAAACAGACGUGAGACCCAUUUAUUGGGUAAUGUAAUGGUACGGAUGUGAGGAGGAGUGAUCACUGAUGAUCCAUUGACCGUUUCUUUCUUGCCAACCAACCAACCAUCCAAAGAAAUGUGUAACUGUCAUCAGCCAUGUUUUUCUCUCUUCCGCUUCUCUUUCUUUCCUGCCGUUUCUCUCCCCCCAAAGGAAAAAUUACCAAAACUUUCUUGGAAUUGUUUCAACAUCUUUCUGUCUAUGUUUUCCAAAAUCUGAUCAUUUCCCUUUCUUUUCUUUUUUUCUUUUUUUUUUUUGCUUAUGUUUUCAUUACUUCGAUCCGUUGAAUUCUUUUAGCAAUGGCAACACCAACGCCAACGCCAACGCCAACGCCAACAACACCAACCACGCAUCAGCAUCGGAAGACAAUGACGAUUGCAAACUGGGAUGGUUUAGGGAACGAUGAAGACGAUGACAAUUUCUUCGAAACCUUCAGUCGAAUCUCUGCAGCAGAUUCCCAUGACUUGGGGUCUUCAGGGUCUGAUGAAGAUUUUGAAGACAGCCGGAUGUCCUUUGCUUCUGCCGUAUCAUCGGCCUCCUCCAUUGGUGGCAUUCGUGGUUACAAUGCAGUCAAAGCCUCUUCAAUCAUGUUGGAGAACUAUGACAUGUGGAUGGAGGAGCCUGGCUCCAUCGAGGAUCGUCGCAGGCGGCUCCUUCAGGGUAUGGGGUUGUCAAGCAACAAAGACCUUCUCAAUGUCACCAGCACCAAGUUCAAGCACACUUCUUCAAAGAAAGUUGCCAAUGAACAACCACCUCCAAAGUCGAAGGUUGACUCGGCUCCCUCAGAAGAAUUAAAAUCAAAAUCAAAACCAGAACCUGAUCCUGAGCCAGAACCUUCAUCUUCUACGACAAUUGUGCUAGUCCGAUCAAGAUCAGAUGGCGAUAUCGAAUCAUCUUCUGUAAAUACCAAAAGAAGGAAAGAAGAAUUUAUUGGUGAUAUCUCAAAACAGCGCCUCACAAGAACAUCCUCGUCAUUAGUAACACCACAUGCUAGUAUGUGUGCCAAUUCCAUUGAAGUAUUACCAAACAGAACAAAAAACAGAUCAGUAAGUAAUGCUGAUGUGAUGUCAUCUGUAUUAUCGGACAGCCAGUUUAGUGCAUUCUUUUUGAUAAAGAAUUUGGACACCGGCAAGGAGUUCAUUGUUAAAGAGUACAACAAAGAUGGAAUGUGGAAUAGGCUCAGUGAUCUUCAGACAGGGAAGCAACUCACCAUGGAAGAAUUCGAGAAGAGUGUCGGCUAUUCCCCUGUUGUUAAGGAGCUGAUGCGUCGUGAAAAUGUUACAAGAAAUCUGGACGAUGGUCGGAAAAUGAGCACUAAUUCGUUUAGUAAGAGCUUUAGAAAUAGCAAGAGAAGGGGGGCUGCUUUCUUGAAGAACAUAAAGGGUGUGGCAAAUUCCAUGAGUGGAUCAAAAGCUGACAAAGAAAGAGAGCAUUCUACACCAGCUGAUCAGCAGCGAUCUAACAAGAAUUUGUCCUCCCAAUGGGUUAAAGUCCGUCAACAGGGGAAGCCCCACAAGGAAUUUACUGCUCUGCAUUUGUGUCAAGAAAUUCAAGCCCAUGAGGGAUCUAUUUGGACCAUUAGAUUCAGCUUGGACUCACGUUACCUUGCAAGUGCAGGAGAAGACCGGGUAAUUCAUGUCUGGGAAGUCCAAGAAUGUGAAGUGUCAACGAGAUCAUCCGAUGAUCUGAAUUCCACCAGUUCAAGCUCACUUUCUACCCUGGCGUGCAAUUCUCCAGAUAGGCCCCCUCUUGCAGAGAUUUCACCAAUGCCAUCAGAGAAAAGGAAAAAAGGGAAGGGUACAAAAAAAAAGGGCAACUCAAUUCCUGACUAUGUUUAUCUGCCAGAAACUGUAUUUUCGUUCUCAGAAAAACCAGUAUGCACCUUCACAGGUCAUCUGGAUGACGUCUUGGACCUGUCUUGGUCGAAAUCUCAGCUACUACUUUCAUCUUCAAUGGACAAGACAGUUAGGCUAUGGGACAUGGAAACAAAAAGCUGCUUAAAGUUGUUUGCACACAAUGAUUAUGUAACAUGUAUACAAUUCAAUCCAAUAGAUGAUGAUUAUUUCAUCAGUGGCUCACUUGAUGCAAAGGUCCGAAUUUGGAACAUACCUGAUCGACAUGUUGUGGACUGGACUGACCUUCAUGAGAUGGUUACUGCAGCUAGUUAUACUCCUGAUGGCCAGGGUGCCCUAAUUGGUUCACAUAAUGGGAAUUGUCGCUUGUACAGUACAGCUGAUUUCAAGCUAGAACAGAAGGAACAGAUUCACAUCCAAUUCAAGAAAAAGUCUCAAGCAAAAAAGAUCACCGGUUUCCAGUUCGUCCCAGGAAAUCCAUCUGAAGUGCUCAUUACUUCAGCUGAUUCCCGGAUUCGAAUCUUUGAUGGUUCAGACCUCGUUUAUAAGUUCAGAGGUUUUAGAAAUACUACCAGCCAAAUUUCGGCUACAUUCAGUCCAGAUGGAAAAUAUGUCGUAAGUGCAAGUGAAGAUUCCCAAGUAUGCAUCUGGAAGCGUGAAGAGCACCGAAACGUAGGCGCAGGGAAAAGCAGAGGUUUUGUCUCCACCCAAUCUCACGAAUUCUUCCAGUGUAGAGAUGUUUCCGUUGCAAUCGCAUGGCCAGGUAGCAUAAAAAAUGAGCCACCUACCAUAGAGGUGCAUUCUAAGAGGCACUCAAAACGAUCUAUUCCACAAGUAACUUCAAAUAUUGGAUCUCCUACCCAAGAAGACAAUUUGGGAGGUUCCAAUAGUAAAAGAAAUUUGCCACCUCUUCCCAAGAAAAAUAACGGUUUGGAGAAAGCUUCAAGUUGCAGGGACGAGGACCUUGCUCAAGCUUCUCGUGCAAACUCCGGGAUCGGAGUUGGCGAGUCCUUCGAUUCAGCUUCUGCUUCACUUAGGUACGGCGAUUCACCGUCUAUUUCUGCUUCUGGAAAUCCUAGGUCGCAUUCUUGGUCUUCCUCUUGGUCUUUGUUUGAUGGUGGUAUUAACCAUGGAGGCCGUACCAUCCAAGCAACAGCAUGGGGAUUGGUGAUUGUAACAGCGGGGUUGGGAGGUGAAAUCAGGGCUUAUCAAAAUUUUGGGUUGCCAUUAAAGUUUGGUCGCCAGAUGAUCUCUUUAGAUUCCUCACGUAAAUAGUUUUGCACAUGUAAAAGAUGGGAGCGCAUUUUUAUUUUUCACCAACAAAGAAUCUGUUCCGGUUCAGAAUCUGUUCCCCUUGUCCUGGACGUGAUUGUGUAUGUAGUGGUAGAGUUCUUACAAAUGAGAGUUAGCUGGUGCAGUGAUAUGGAACACUAGGAGCUGUUUCUUCUAAGUAGUUUCUAUAUCGUAAAUGCCAAAGUUUCUUCUAUUCAGCUUAUAAUUCACUGAUCAUUUUCGCAUAUUGAGCAUUUUCAACCAAAUACGAGUGCAUGAAGAAAAUUUAUUGUGGUCAUCCAUCAUCCUGAUCUUA